ACAUCAACACUCACACUGCCGCUGGUUGAGUAGGAGAGAAGUUUGCCGCCGGUCAGGGCGGGCAUACAUCGUGCUCAUUGGGAAAGAAUAUCAGCACAGCAGUAGUGGAUGAGACGCAGCGAAGAGCGAGGAGCAGUGUGAGCGACCUCAGCAGCCAGCAGGGCUGUGCAUGCUGGACAGAGCAGGAAAACAGCCACCAGCCUCUUUGUGUGUGCAAGUUGAUAAGUGCAAACAACGGAACACACCCCCUGGAGAAUAUUUUUUGCACAUGUGGAAUUAACCUCAAUUUCGUUCUAGCAUCUUAUCAUUCCUGCUCUGCUUCCACCUGGUUCCUCUCUGUUGGAUAUAAAUUGCAGCUUUUGAAAAUACGGUCCUUAUUUUUCUCGCAUCGAUUGUGCUGCGGCAGACAUGGAGGAUCAGAGCCGGAUGAUACAGACUUUGAGCGGCGUGACUCUGUCCGGACACUCGGUGCAGGGAGCCGUCGGAUUGCAGCUGCCCCACAUCCACGACUGUACCGACGGGGACGGAAGGAACCAAGACAUCGGGAGUAUUCUGCAUCAGAUCAUGACCAUCACUGACCAGAGUCUGGAUGAAGCGCAGGCAAAGAAACAUGGAUUGAACUGCCACCGGAUGAAGCCUGCACUCUUCAGCGUCCUCUGUGAAAUCAAAGAGAAAACAGCCUGCUUCUGUAAAGGACUUCAGAACACUGUGUUAAUGAACUAUGACACUUCUUCACUCAUCUGUUCAUUAAUGGAAUCAUACAUUAUUUACAGCAGAGGCUGCUCAUGGAAGCUCCCUCCAUUCAAUGUCAAAACCAAAUUGAGUGUAAGCAUUUGUGUUUGUGUCUUGAAUUAGCAACCGCUACAUAUCUGAAUAAAUACAUCAGGGAGGGGUGUAGAUUUUUUUCUUCUUGUCAUUUGUCUAUUUUUUCCUUUUAUUCUGACUCUAUAAUGCUCAGAGGCUUUAAUGAUGGAGGCCAGAACAUAGAGCUGCCUAGAGUUAUGAGUUGUCUGGUGGCGAUAUAAUAUGCUGUCAAUUACUUCUUUAGUAUUAUUAUUAUUGUUUCUCUGUUGUGGAGAUUGUGUUUAUUCCUGGACCUAUUGUUGCUGAUUGGUGGAUUUCUUUUACUUGUUUACUUUAUAUGGGCUUCUGUAGUCUCUGUAGACUAUGUUAAGUUAAAAUAAAUAAA
Molecule: messenger RNA, 1189 nt
Organism: Thunnus maccoyii (southern bluefin tuna)
Lineage: Eukaryota; Metazoa; Chordata; Actinopteri; Scombriformes; Scombridae
Product: pre-B-cell leukemia transcription factor 3-like
Exons: 3
Coding region: 409-855 (148 amino acids)
Cellular component (GO): nucleus
Molecular function (GO): DNA-binding transcription factor activity
Source: RefSeq, a predicted model, not a curated record